CGAAUCUGCAGAAAUUUUCUCUUUAGAACUCUUCAAUGUUUCAUUUACUUUUCGUUUGGGGCCUGUUGUAAACUUCCUGUUUAGUUUGCUAGCACCCAAGCAACAAGGUGGAUGGUUGAAAAAUCAUUCUUACUCUGUCGCUUCGCAACACUCUUUAGAAAUCCUGUUGUUUGACGUGUAGCAUCCAGACCAUCUGCCUGGCAUGAUUGAGUCGCGCACCUUCAAUGUGGAAAGUCAUAGUAAAGUUGCAUUUCAUGUUAUGUAUGAUUUAUGGCGGCAGCAGCAGCUCUGUGAUGUCAUUAUCUCUGUAGAAGGACACCAGUUUCAUGCACACAAGAUCGUUUUGGCAGGAUGUAGUCCAUAUUUACGUGCCAUGUUUACAAAUGGCAUGUUAGAAUCUGACAAAAACUGGGUAGAAAUCCAUGGUACAGACCAAAAUACCAUGGCAUAUUUAUUGGAGUUCAUGUACCGUGGUUCUAUUGAAAUCACAGUUGACAAUGUUCAGAGUUUGCUGCAAGGAUCCAGUCUCCUUGGUUUGCAUUCCCUGAGAAAUCUGUGUGCUCAUUUCUUACAAUCGCAACUGACAGCUUCCAAUUGCUUAGGUAUCCACUAUUUUGCUGACAUGUACACCUGUAUUGAACUUGAAGCUACAGCACGUCACUACAUUUACCAGAAUUUUCUAGAUGUCAUUCGUACUGAGGAAUACUUGCAAUUAUCUGAAGAACGGUUAUUAGAUUUGCUCAACAGUGAUAAACUGCAAGUAACAAGUGAACAUCAAGUGUUUGAAGCCGCAUGUCACUGGCUGCAGUGUGAUCUAAUUCAUCGUUCACAUGUUGCAUGUCGCUUUCUACAAGCUAUCAAACUUGUUCUGCUGGAUAUGGAAUACUUGCAAAAUAUUGUAAGUCAGUCUGAUUGGGUUCGAAAUUGCCGGAAGUGCCAAGUUCGAGUCAACAAGGCACUGAUGAUGAAACAAAACAGUAAAGCACUUGAACUGAUCACUCCUCGUGCCCAGCCACCUAGUAUUUAUGUAAUAGGAGGACGCAACAGUAUUGACUCACAGUUGAAAAGUGUUGAACGAUAUGACUUCUUAUUAGACCAGUGGUCAACAGUGCCUAGCAUGAAUAUUGCACGGACAGCAGUUAGUGCAACCAGCUAUAAUGGUUUGCUUUAUGCUGUUGGUGGAGAGUGUGCUUUGGCAGAUACUCCUGAUGACACAUUAUAUUUGCGUUGUGUUGAGUGCUAUGAUCCAGUUCUUAAACAAUGGGAACUAAAACCUGAACUCAAAAUUGCUCGGUCAUUUAUUGCUGUGGCGUCAGUUGGUGGAUUUCUCUAUGCUAUAGGUGGAGAAGACCGAUCAUGUAGUUACAACAUAGUAGAGAAAUAUAAUCCUCGAAAAGAUCAGUGGACAUUUGCACCAAGCUUAAAACGUAGACGGGCAGGUGCUGGAGUAACUGAAUGUGAUGGAAAGAUAUUUGUUGCUGGAGGUUAUGACAAAUCUUUGCACAUGGAUAGGGCAAGUGUUGAAUGUUUUGAUCCUGAAACUGAAGAGUGGACAUUAGUUGCAGAAAUGGAGAAACCACGUUCAGGACUAGUGCUCAUGGCAAUAGACCAUUAUAUUUAUGCUUUUGGGGGACGCUGUCGGCAUACAGAUCGUUAUUUUGAUAUUGUUGAAAGGUACAAUACUGUUACUCGACAGUGGAACAACAUUGCAUCAAUGAAUACGUCAAGAGCUUGGCCUGGGGUCACAGUAUUUGAUGGACGAAUAUAUGUAUUAGGAGGUUUUGAUGGAUCUUGUCGCCUACGAACUGCUGAGAUGUAUGAUCCUGACACAGAUCAAUGGACAUAUAUUAGCAGCAUGAUUAUUCCUCGUGCUGGGUGCAGUGCUGCUGUUGUAUAAAUAAAAAGAUCCAUUUCAACCACAUUUGGACAUAUGACAAUGGUCAGUUGUAUAAAUUAAAAUUUUCUGUUGGUUGAAUCAUGGACAAAAGUGACUUGGAGCAGAAUGUAGGUCUGCAGUUGUAUAAAUAAAAGCCUUUUCAUUAGUGAAAUUUUAAAAAAAAACCCCACAAAACAUGAAAUUCUUUUUCUUUUUGAAAUGGAACAAUCUUAGCACUUCAACAUAUCAUGCAAAGAAAAGGAAAUUCCAUUUAUUCCUGAACUUUGGUAUAACAUUUCAUAUUAUUUUCAAUGAUAUAGUUGCUGUGUUUAAAAAUUCACCCACCAGCAGUCUUUCAAAGCAAAAUUUGUCUCUUCUUGAAUUGUUUUUUUAUUCAUAAAUUUUUUAAAGGUUUAAUUCAUGCUAAUUUUGUGCCUGCUUUUGUCAGCUUGUUGCUAAAAAUAUUAAUUCUUUGUAUUAUGUUUAUAUCAAUACAUCUGUAUGUUCUUUUAUUUUUAUAACUAGUAAUUCCCUUCUGAAAACUGUAUUAGACUGGAAAAGCUCUUUCAUGCUGUAAACUCUUCAUGUUAGCUUUUUCUAUAGUAUUCUUAAUAAAGCCCCAAAAGAAAAAAAGAGAA
Molecule: messenger RNA, 2514 nt
Organism: Octopus bimaculoides (California two-spot octopus)
Lineage: Eukaryota; Metazoa; Mollusca; Cephalopoda; Octopoda; Octopodidae
Product: kelch-like protein 18
Molecular function (GO): protein binding
Source: RefSeq, a predicted model, not a curated record